CAACUGUGUGUGGUUUGUGGCGACAGUUCAUCUGGCCUGCACUAUGGUGUGCUGUCCUGUGAAGCUUGUAAGGCGUUCUUCAAGAGGACUGUGCAAGGCAACAUUCGCUACGUAUGCAGUAGUGAUGGCAAAUGUGAGAUAACGAAGAAAGCCAGGAGGUCGUGUCCAGCGUGCCGGAUGGACAAGUGCCUGACCAUGGGCAUGCUUAGAGAAGGUUCUUCCUUA
Messenger RNA from Helobdella robusta, 225 nucleotides. RefSeq lists its product as hypothetical. The transcript has 2 exons. The annotation marks the transcript as partial. Gene Ontology annotation, molecular function: DNA-binding transcription factor activity; sequence-specific DNA binding; zinc ion binding. Gene Ontology annotation, biological process: regulation of DNA-templated transcription. Lineage: Eukaryota; Metazoa; Annelida; Clitellata; Rhynchobdellida; Glossiphoniidae. The record is from RefSeq and is a predicted model, not a curated record.